AGGAGCCUGCAGACCAGCCCCGUCCUCCUCCUUGACAGCAGCCCAGUCCGCACGCCACCAUGUGCCACACCAGCUGCUCCACAGGCUGCCAGUCAGCUUGCCCUACCACCUGCUGCCCUCCCCCAGGCUGCGGGAGCUCCUGCGGCCACCCAGCUUCCAGCGUGACUCUGCUGUGCCGGCCCACAUGCAGCUCCGCCACCUCCUGCCAGCCGGCCUGCGGCUGUCCCUCCCCAGUCUGCCCAGUGGUCUGCAGCCAGGCCUCCUCCUGCAGCCCGGCCUGCUUUGUGCCCAGCCCCUGCCAGGCAACCUGCUGUGUGCCCGUGAGCUACAGGCCAGCCGUGUGCACACCUGUGAGCUCCCGGCCAGCUGUGUGUGCACCUGUGAGCUGCAGACCCGCCGUGUGUGUGCCCGUGAGCUGCAGGCCCACUGUGUGUGUGACCCCCUCCUGCCAGUCCUCGGGGUGCUGCCAGCCCUCCUGCCCCACCCUGGUCUUCAGACCCGUCCCCUCUUGCACCCCUUCCUGCUCCUGAGCCUGCAGCCUCCCAGGACCCCUCCUCCACAUGUGGGGUCAGAAGCAGCCGGCUCUCUGAACUCCUGUGAGGCAGCCCAGGUGUUGUCCACUUCAGACCUUCUGGACCCAACUAGACCACCUUGCAGCAAGGCUGCUCCAUCCCAGCCAGCCAAGCUGAGGGACUCGCCCCCCAGUGUCCCCUGGCUGCGGCCUGGGUCAUCCCCUCGGCGCCCACACUGGCUGGUGCAGUGUGUCCAGGCUCUGCAGCCUCCAGCAUCAAAGGUCUAAUAAAUACCAGAGUGGACGCUC
Ceratotherium simum simum (southern white rhinoceros) is the source of this 820-nucleotide messenger RNA. The record is from RefSeq and is a predicted model, not a curated record. Lineage: Eukaryota; Metazoa; Chordata; Mammalia; Perissodactyla; Rhinocerotidae.